Messenger RNA from Equus quagga, 3694 nucleotides. It is a transcript of the gene PCMTD2, whose product is annotated as protein-L-isoaspartate (D-aspartate) O-methyltransferase domain containing 2. Bases 140 to 1225 code for a protein of 361 amino acids. The record is from RefSeq and is a predicted model, not a curated record. Gene Ontology annotation, cellular component: cytoplasm. The transcript has 6 exons. NCBI's taxonomy places the organism in Eukaryota, Metazoa, Chordata, Mammalia, Perissodactyla, Equidae. Gene Ontology annotation, molecular function: protein-L-isoaspartate (D-aspartate) O-methyltransferase activity. Gene Ontology annotation, biological process: protein modification process.
UUUGCAGUUUUAGGAAGAGUGAGGCCUCUCCAAACGGAAAAGCAUUUUCUCUUGGUGUUGGCUUGUGGGGAACACGUGCCGUUACUCUUUCUUCUUGAAGGCAGUUAGGAAGAAGUCUUGCUUGCGUGUGAUCUUGAAGAUGGGGGGGGCCGUGAGUGCUGGUGAAGACAACGACGAGCUGAUAGACAAUCUGAAAGAAGCACAGUACAUCCGGACUGAGCUGGUAGAGCAGGCUUUCCGAGCUGUCGAUCGUGCAGAUUAUUAUCUUGAAGAAUUCAAAGAAAAUGCUUAUAAAGACUUGGCGUGGAAGCAUGGCAACAUCCACCUCUCGGCCCCGUGCAUCUACUCAGAGGUGAUGGAAGCCCUGGACCUGCAGCCUGGGCUCUCGUUCCUGAACCUGGGCAGUGGCACUGGCUACCUCAGCUCCAUGGUGGGGCUCAUUCUCGGUCCUUUUGGUGUAAACCAUGGAGUGGAGCUUCAUUCAGAUGUGAUAGAGUAUGCAAAACAGAAGCUAGACUUCUUCAUCAGGACAAGUGAGAGCUUUGACAAGUUUGACUUCUGUGAACCUUCCUUUGUUACUGGCAAUUGCCUGGAAAUUUCUCCAGAUUGUUCUCAGUAUGAUCGGGUGUACUGUGGGGCUGGUGUGCAGAAAGAGCAUGAAGAGUACAUGAAGAGCCUUCUCAAAGUAGGGGGGAUCCUUGUCAUGCCGCUGGAGGAGAAGUUGACUAAGAUAACACGUACUGGUCCUUCUGCUUGGGAAACCAAGAAGAUUCUGGCUGUUUCUUUUGCUCCUCUGAUUCAGCCCUGCCACUCAGAGUCAGGAAAAUCAAGAUUUGUCCAGUUACCGCCACUGGCCGUUCGCAGCCUCCAGGACCUGGCUCGCAUCGCCAUCCGGGGCACCAUUAAGAAGAUCAUUCAUCAGGAAACAGUGAACAAAAGCGGAAAUGGACUAAAGAACACUCCCAGGUUUAAACGGAGGAGAGUUCGCCGUCGUCGGAUGGAAACGAUUGUCUUUUUGGACAAAGAGGUCUUUGCCAGUCGGAUUUCCAACCCCUCCGAUGACAACAGCUUUGAAGACUUGGAAGAGGAACGGCGGGAAGAAGAGGAGAAAGCCCCGCCUGAAACGAAGCCAGACCCCCCAGUGAACUUCCUGCGUGAGAAGGUCUUGAGCCUCCCUCUGCCAGAUCCCCUGAAAUACUACCUACUUUAUUACAGAGAAAAAUAAGUCUGUGGAACAGGGACAGGCGGCAGAGCUGACUGCCGAGCCCGAUGCGAUGCACCCGUCUGCCUCUGGGGUCACCUGGAGCAGACGCGAUGGGCUCUGCUCUCUGCGUUUCUUUUUCUAGUUUGUUCUUGAUCAUCCACUAAAAUUCCAUUCAACGGUAUGAUUUCCUUCAACAUAAUCUGACGAACGUGAAGUGCAUGGGAGAAGCUUUCUCAGAGGGAGACUGUCCUCGAGGAGUGGCUUCAGCUCUGGGGAAGCACCGAGGGCUGUGGGCGGGGACUGCUGAUCACCACUUCCCGCAGGUGCAAUCUGCAUUAAAGUGAGUGCCGGAGUUGAAAUAAUCUGUGCUGUUGCUUCUACAGUGUGAAACAGCACAAGUUUGUAAGUGUCUGAAACCUUUUCUGAGUGUGACACACUUACAUCCAAGUUUGAAUUUUACCAUAUCAACCUCUUAAUUACUGGCACUGAGUUUUACUAAACCGCUUAGUUUUCUAGGAGGAGGAGAACAUUAUUGAAAAGCCCUCUCUUAAGUAAAUUAAUUAACUCUUAUGUGAGUUGUCAAUUAUAAUUUAAAAAAAGAAAACUUUUGAUGAGGGGAGAGGAAUAAAAGUAAGAUGUCUUUAUGGAAUUUCCAAAGAAUUCCAAGAAAUCUUUUCUUGACACCUUUUGUCAACCUUUAAAAGAACCAAUCAAUGUCAAGUAAUCCCUUAAAGAAAUCCUGAAGAAUGAAACGGGCUUUGUGUAAGUGAAGAUGCUGCGUGACUUCUGCCGCAGCGGUGGGGGUGCUUGUUGGCCCAGCGUGCGCUGCAUAGUGGGCGUCUAAGGUGUUGGCGUGCCUGGUGCUCAGAGCAGGUGGAAAGUGUCAAGACCUGACGUAGAUUGGGACUGUGUUGUGCACAGCUUGUGCUUUGUUUACUUCAGUUGGCUAUUUUCCCGUAAUCACAUUAGAGUACUGAUUCACAGAUUUUAUCUUUUAUAAUUCUGGAAAAAAAGAUUUGUUAGUUUUGUAAUUUUCUUAACAAAUAUAUGUAUUUUAGUAGCUUCAUUGCAUUAAAACAGUGUAACUCACAGGAACCUGUGAUCUUCGCCAGGCCUGGUGUGUUGAGCUUUCUGUCCUCAUCUAGUUACGAGUCUAGACGAAAAGGCAAUCCUGGCAGUCAGAUGGCAGAAUGUUUUGAAGUUACAUUUCUUAUUCCAAAACGUUGUUUCUUUAAACUUUUUUUCUUACCCAAAGAAAAGAACAGUAUAAAAUGUAAACAGUAAACCCAAACUCAGAGUGCUGGUGUAGAUUAAGCCUCCAGGCUUUAUGUUUAGCCUCUUGGGAGUUGCUGGGUUCUUUGUCCUGUGGUUUCACCAGCUUAACUGAGUUCCUAUUUUUUUGCUUUUCUGCUUUUUUUAGUAAUGAAUCAUUUUCAUCACGGAUACUGUGUGCUUGCAUAGCUGGGAGCAUUUAUAUUCCCCUAGGUUUUUGAAUUUAAGAUAUUGUAAAGAAAGGUACUUCAUAGUUGUGUUUACCUGCCUUUUAACUCCAAGUUAAGCAUCAUUCUUUCAGAGAGAAAUGCAUGAUUUAUGUUUACUUGCUAACAUUUCAUAGUUUGCAGAUCCUUGUUGACCUUAUUCUCAUUGAUAUGUAGAGACCUGUGCAAUACAUGGACAUUUUUGGACAUAAUAUUAAAUAAAUGAUAUCUGUGAAAUCUGUUACAUUAGGUGGCUUGACCAAAUUUUUUUCCCUAUAAUUCUAUAUGGAUUUCACAUUUUUUAAAACCACAUUUGCCUUUAUGCUACAUUGUAAAAACUCUUUACAAUGCAUAGGACAUGUUGUUCCCUAUGUAUGUUAAACAUUUCCUAACAUUUUAUAUUUACCUGUUGUCAGUUUGUGAUUUUUAAACCAGAAUCUGCUUAUAUAUAUAUAUAUAGAUAAUAUAUGUGAAAUAGUGUGGUGUUUAUUAAAACUAAAGGAGAAUUGUAAAUGAGUUUUGCUGUGCUUAAGCACCUUACCCCGGAGUUCGGUAUGGUACACUGCUGUCUGUUUUCACAGAUGAGUUACGUAUAGUCUGUGUUGUCUGCACGCUCUCUAUGGUGAACCACCUUCGAGACAGCUGUUGACUCACGUGUGGAGUAGUCUGUAUUUUUAUAUGUGACUUUUGUCUUGAAAGUAGUAAAGCCAUAGACAUGUGCAAAACAAAUAUCAAAUUUAUGAAUGUUAAGUAUGUAAUGUAAAAAUCAACUAUGUAUGUAAAAAUAGUUUUGCCCAUCUGGAACUUUUAGGGGAUUAAUGCAAGAAAUUUGAAACAAAGAUUUUAAUGAGCUGAUGUACAUGGAUAAAUAUAAAAUUUAUCAAUAAAGGUAGUUAAGACACUUUAGCUUUCUUGGCAUUGCUUCUGUUUCCUGUGUGGGAUUGAAAUUCUUAACUACCUGUCUUCAUGAAAACCUUUAAAAAUAAACUUUUCUUCUUUUUUUUUAGAAUCA